AAACAACACGGCAGUUCAACACCUGAGAGAUUAACUACGAGUCGAAUUGUCGGUAUCAUUCCAAAAUGUUCACUAUCUCUCUAAGACCCGCCGUGUUUCACACGUGCAACAUCCCGGCACACGUUUAGCACCGAGCCGUAUCUCCUCACUUCCUGCCCCGGACACCUCCGCCCGGAGCGGACAGGAGCUCGCUGCUGUGUCUGGAUAAAUCAGGGUCGAGCUUCCCUUCCGGCUCCAGCCGUGCUGUCACAUCGGGAGGAUGAACGACCACAGAUGCGCCUCCUUCCAGAAACCCAGAGGACGGACGCGGAUCAUACAAUGCAUCUAUGUGGUGGGCUUCAUGGACUUGUUUGGCGUGAGCAUGAUCAUACCUCUGCUGAGCCAUCACGUGAAGGCCCUUGGAGCAAGCCCCACUGUGGCUGGUAUUGUAGGAGCUACAUAUGGGAUCUUACAGCUCUUCUCAAGCACAAUAGUUGGGAGCUGGAGCGACGUGGUGGGCCGGCAGUACUCUCUGCUCACCUGCCUGCUGCUGAGCGCUCUGGGCUACGGGCUGCUCGGCAUGUCCACCAGCAUCGCUUUGUUCGUCCUGGCGCGGAUUCCCGUGGGGCUGUUUAAGCACUCCCUGUCCAUCUGCAGAGCUCUGCUGUCCGACCUGGUCUCCGAGUCAGAGCGUCCUCUGGUGAUGGGACACUUCAAUGCAGCCUCCAGUGUUGGCUUCAUUCUGGGUCCCGUGGUGGGCGGCUACCUCACGGAGCACGAGGGCGGCUUCUAUACUUCCUCCUUUACCUGUGCAAUCAUCUUCCUCGCUAAUGCAGGGCUUGUAUGGAUGCUACCAUGGAGCGAGACUCUCAUUCACCUGAAUGGCAAUGACUCCAGGAACAACGCAAGUAAAGGUUGUCAUGACAACAACUGCAGUAAGUCGGUCUGCAACGGCUCUCAUGCAAAUAGUCACGGCCGAGCGUCGGCACCGGAGACGGGCCCGGACGCCGGAGCUCCACAGACACGCCCAGUUGUUCUGGGGGGGAGGAAGGCGUCCCCGCUCCAGCGUGCCUGGAGACAGCUGUCCUCAGUGGGCUCCAAGAUCCACAUGGUGGCCUCCUCUGACAUGUGGGACCUCUUCCUCAUGCGUCUUCUGAUGGCCUUAGCCAUCAUGCUUUACCACAGCAACUUCUCUCUGGCGAUGGAGGAGCGUUUCUCACUCAAACCCAAGGUGACAGGUUAUCUGAUCAGCUACAGCAGCACCUUGGGGGCCCUGGCGGGUUUCCUGGUGGGGCCCGUCACCCAGCUGUAUGGGAACAACAUGCCUGCUCUGCUUCUUCACUCCACAGUUCUCACCUGUUCACUCAUUUUCCUGUACGCCGCGGCGCCCAGUGUGUCGCAGGUGGUUCUCACGUCCACCUUCUUCGCCAUUUCCACCACUAUCGGACGGACGUGCAUCACAGACCUGGAACUGCACAGGGGAGGGGUCCAGGCCAGCGGGACUCUGAUCGGAGCGGGGCAGUCUGUGACAGCCGUUGGCCGAGUCCUCGCCCCUCUCCUCUCUGGCCUGGCCCAGGAGUUCAGCCCUUGUGGCCCCCCCAGCCUGGGGGUGAUCUUAGCUCUUGCAGCUGUAGGUUUAAUGCUCAUUCGGAUCCCCAAAUGGGACAGGAAAGGGAUGACAAAAGAAAGCCGAACUGACUGAAUUUAUUUAAAAUCAUGGCAGAUCCAUCCCACGAGAGAUGUGCUCGUAUUCGCGAGGCGAGUUGUGUGGGGAUAAAUAGCAGAGUCACAGUGGGAAUGUCCUGCCCGGAUGGACCUGCGACCGCAUCACUCUGUAAACGGCUCGUCACCACCAGCACUGCUGCACAUCUCUCAGGAAAAGCAGUUUCAAAACUCAAGUAGUUCAAUUGAAGUGAAGUCAUAGAUGAGAAGUUUAACCUGCUUCCCACUGUGCUAAAGUUUGACCCCAAAGAAACAUUAGGGCCUUGCGCCGGCACAUAGUGCCGCGGACCGCUUUGAAACAAUGCACACUUUAUUUUGAAUGUAAUUCUCUAAGCAAUACCUGGUACAAAGUACUCGGAGUUACCCGUAGCGGUAGAUCACACUGUUGUUUAGAAGUACGCAAGUCAGUUAGUGAUUUGUUGGAAACAUUUUACCUCAAUGCCAGUCGUUUCGAUGAAUGCACUGCUUCCAAAUGGUUCCUACGGUGGUAUGUGGCCAAGUCUCUGUUCCAUAGAUUUGUUCACUCUUAGGAUAUUUUUUUAAAUGGGACAUAUGCUAACAUGCCGGCUCAUACUGGUUUCUACUGGAGCAUAUUUUUCCCUGUGCCUAUGUUCGAAUGUCUUAAUAUACCUGUAGUCCCCCUCUAACCCCCCCCCCAAAAAAACCAAAAGGCUGUUGGAGAUACUCCGAUGGGUGGCAGUGUAUUAAGUGCAUUUGACAUAGGAAGGGGAUCAAAAUCUGAAUGGAUAUUUGUAUUUGGUUUCUGGUGUAAGCAGCCCAGACACAUUGACUGGGUUGUCUUAUUUUACAGUUGGUUUAAUCUGUCCCCUUUAAGUUCAAUUACAACUGUACUGGACCCGCUGUUGUUUAUGAGCCCCCUUGUUAAGAGGGAGAACUCUACACAUUUCUGUAAAGCUGUCAGUGAAUCCAUGAAGUACAAGUACUAAACUUUUUGUACGAGAGUCUUGAGUUGUAAAUUAAACUGAUAUAAGUGCUUCA
This is a messenger RNA of Gasterosteus aculeatus aculeatus (three-spined stickleback), 2700 nucleotides long. It is a transcript of the gene slc67a2, whose product is annotated as solute carrier family 67 member 2. Gene Ontology annotation, cellular component: nuclear envelope. Lineage: Eukaryota; Metazoa; Chordata; Actinopteri; Perciformes; Gasterosteidae. The record is from RefSeq and is a predicted model, not a curated record. Gene Ontology annotation, biological process: transmembrane transport. Gene Ontology annotation, molecular function: transmembrane transporter activity.